GUAGUGAAGAAGAAGAGGAAGAGGCCAAGAAGGAGCUCAGUUAAAGCUGUGUGCUCAAAAUGAGGAAAAAACCUCUUAAGUUCAAAUAACUCAAUGCUGAAUCUCUGAAUGUCUCAUGCUUAUUUCUGUUGAUACGCUUUGCCUGCAGAGUGCUUUCACAGUAUCUGCCAUACAGUUGGUACCUGCUUGAACCUCAGAACCUGUUUGUUGUGGCUCUGCAACUACUCUGUGUCUGUCUGUCUCUCACAGCUACUGGCUGGUGUUUUUACAGGGGGUUCUAUUUCAGUCCAGGUACCUCACUGAAGAACUGCAGAGGAUUUUCACUGAAGACACUGACUCUGAAAUGGAAACGUUUGAAGGUUUUGCUUCAAGUGAGGUGGAUGUGAACAAGAAAGGAGUUCAGGCAUUAAAUUCAAACUUGGUUGAUGAAGAACACGAUAACUUACUGGGUAGUGAGGAACAAGAGGAGGAAGAGGUGAAGAAGAAAGUUUCACCCAAGAGAAGAAGCUUUGGCCUGCGUGUUGCCUUGCAGUUUCCCACCAGAAAGUCGUCCGAGAAAAAAGCGCCUGAACAGGCUUUUUCUGACUUACCUCUAAAGGACAGUGAAUCCCUCACACAUCUUUCAAAAGAAAUAAGCUGCAAGGGAUGGGACAAACAAGAGGGCUCUGCUUCAGAGUCUGAAGAAGACAUUAAAGAAUCACAGGAGGAAAGUUCCAGUGCUCUGCUUAAGAGAGCCAUGAAUAUUAAAGAAAAUAAAGCCAUGCUUGCCCAGUUGCUGGCAGAACUGAAUUCCAUACCUGACCUGUUCCCAGUGAAAACACCCACUUCCACUCCUUCGAAACAGAAGAAAAUUCCCAGGAGGACAUUUUCUGAAGGCCAGAUAACACGUCGCAUGAACCCAACCAGAAAUGCUCGUCCGCCAGAAAAUUUUGCCGUGGAAAAAUUUACUAUGUCGGCUGUUAAAUUUGCAGAACAAUUCCGUAGCUAUAGACAGCAAAACCUCUUGACGAAGAGACUCAGUGUGCAGGGGAAUUGUGGAGUGCACAAAAGGAGGAGAUCAUCAAGGUAUUCAUCUCACCGUCCGGUAGAGGAUAUUACCGAGGAGGACUUGGACAACAUUGCAAUCACUGUUAAAGACAAAAUCUAUGACAAAGUUCUGGGUAGUACUUGCCACCAGUGUAGACAAAAGACAAUUGAUACAAAGACAGUCUGUCGCAACCAGGGCUGUGGAGGAGUAAGGGGGCAGUUUUGUGGACCGUGUCUUCGAAAUCGGUAUGGGGAAGAUGUGAAAUCAGCAUUGCUUGAUCCAGCCUGGAUCUGUCCUCCUUGUCGCGGGGUGUGCAACUGCAGUUACUGCCGCCGGCGGGACGGGCGCUGUGCCACCGGUAUGCUCAUCCACUUGGCCAAGUUCUACGGCUACAACAACGUCAGGGAGUACCUGGAAAGUUUACAGAAACAACUAGCGGAUGACAAUUAAGAACACUGAACUGAAGCUGUGCCUGCAACUGGUUCUUACAUUGACAAAUUUUUACUUCAAAAGGUUAUUGCUAUGUUUUAUAUAAGAUAGAACUGUAGAGUAUAGUAUAUGCAUUUCUAUGUUGGGAACUUUUAUUGAUGUGGUCUUAUGCAAAGAUCUCUCAGGAAAAUGUUUUGGUAGAGAAAUCUACAUGCACAGACCUAUAUGUUAAGUGAAAUGGCACUCUUGUACCUUGAGUGGUUAAUUUUUAAUAGAGCUACACAACCACAUGAUAGAGAACUUGGUCAAUUGUACCAAUAUUUUAUUUAUAUAAUUGUGCAAGUUUGCAGAAAGGGUGUUUAACAACUACCUGUAAAGCACACCUUGUAUUUACUGAAACGAAAACCCCCUGUGUUCCAGCUUGACCAUAAAGAUUCAGGUUUAUAACCCUUGCUUUCUGAACCUAUUCCUCCGCCUGUAGUUUAUGGAACUUGUCCCUGCAAAGAAGUGAAGGGUACUUUCACCUGAGUGGUAUUAUAUUCCAGCCAAAGCUGAUGCAACCUAAUAUUGGGAGGAUGGUUAUUUUUUUUUUAUUCCAAAGUGCAAUUAAUAACUAAAACAGGAAAGUGGAAGAGUGUUUUUUAAAUAAAAUUUUAAGCAUCAUCCCAGUAAUGAUUGCUUACUAAUAGUUUCUGUGUGAUGCACCAGCUGCCUGAAUCACCUACCUUACAGCAAUCAUCACUGGUUUAAAUCACCAAGUUCAGGAUUUUUUUUUUCCAUACAGUUCAUUCUUAGGUGUUAUUUCAUAUGUACCACAGAGCUUUCAAAAAACUUUGUUUAAACGCAACAUGUUUGUAUUGCAGUGUGCUUAUGUUAAAAUGCUUGUAAGAUACACAUUUCAUUUUAUGUAGAGAGAAUAAAGAAUAAUAAAGAGGAGCAUUUUGUGACUCAAACUACA
This is a messenger RNA of Apus apus (common swift), 2414 nucleotides long. It is a transcript of the gene CDCA7L, whose product is annotated as cell division cycle associated 7 like. Gene Ontology annotation, cellular component: nucleus. Lineage: Eukaryota; Metazoa; Chordata; Aves; Apodiformes; Apodidae. The transcript has 8 exons. Gene Ontology annotation, biological process: regulation of DNA-templated transcription. The coding region runs from base 344 to 1477 and encodes 377 amino acids. The record is from RefSeq and is a predicted model, not a curated record.